Molecule: messenger RNA, 2405 nt
Organism: Haliotis rufescens (red abalone)
Lineage: Eukaryota; Metazoa; Mollusca; Gastropoda; Lepetellida; Haliotidae
Product: folylpolyglutamate synthase, mitochondrial-like
Exons: 13
Coding region: 151-1950 (599 amino acids)
Biological process (GO): tetrahydrofolylpolyglutamate biosynthetic process
Cellular component (GO): cytoplasm; cytosol; mitochondrion
Molecular function (GO): tetrahydrofolylpolyglutamate synthase activity; ATP binding
Source: RefSeq, a predicted model, not a curated record
GUUGACCUAAAUGUUGUCGCUGCCGACAAUGAGAUGGCAGUGUUACGAUUUACUGGCACUUUAGUUAUGCUGCAUAUUGAAGUAUGAAGUAAACAAACAAAGAACAACCGUUCUUUAUGACUAACGAACGCGAGAAAAGAGGAGGGUAGGAUGACAGCAUGUUUUCACGUUCUGAGGAGAUUUACUGUAAUGCCAAGUCGGAAGAGCAGUCGCGCAAGCAUGGUGAAAACCAUUGCAAUCAGAUGCGUUUGGCAGGAUGCCAUCCAGACAUUGAAUACCCUUCAGUCAAAUGCUGAGACGCUGGCCAAAAUUGCCAGCACCCGGGAUUCCAGGCGCCAUCUGAACAUACCGCACAUGAUAAACUACUUGAAACGAUGUGAUAUAGAGGUUCCUGACCUUGAAAAACUGUCGGUUAUUCAUAUCAGUGGCACAAAAGGCAAAGGGUCAACCAGUGCAUUCUGCGAGAGCAUUCUUCGUCACCAUGGUUACAAGACAGGCAUGUUCAGCUCUCCCCACCUGGUGACUGUGAAUGAGAGGUUCCGCCUGAAUGGGAGGCCGGUUGCUAAGGACUUGUUCAGCCAAUACUUCUGGGAAGUGUACAAUAAGCUGGAAGCCACCAAGUACCAAGUUAAAGGCGAUCCUGAUGCCCGUGAGAUGCCAGCGUACUUCUCCUUCCUCACCGUCAUGGCUUGCCACAUGUUCCUCGAGGAAGACGUUGACGUGGCCAUCUUUGAAGUUGGCAUCGGUGGAGAAUAUGAUUCUACCAAUUUCCUCCAGGCCCCAGUUGUGUGUGGAGUUACCUCCCUUGGAUUAGAUCACACAUCAGUCCUCGGAGACACAAUAGACAAGAUUGCUUGGCAGAAAGCAGGGAUUUUCAAACGUAAUGUUCCUGCAGUCACAGUUCCCCAACCAGCAGCAGCCAUGAAUGUGCUUCUCAACAGAACGAAAGAGAAGGGGGCUAGUCUGUACGUGACGCCGUCCCUGGACUCGUACACCAGUGGCAGGGAGCCCGUCCACCUCGGUAUUGCUGGCAACAUGCAGCAGUUUAAUGCCACCCUAGCAAUGCAGCUCUGUCGGAUAUGGAUGGACAACCACAAGAAAGAUUUAUCAAAGAGAAAGUGGAUUUGUGAUCAGUCGGAACUCCAUGAAUGGGAAAAGAUUCCAAAAUUGGAUAGCACAGUCCUCACAGAAGAAAUGAGGAAUGGUUUGUCCAAGUGCUACUGGCCUGGCCGUAACCAGAUUUUGAGUCGACCUGGUGUGACAUAUUACAUGGAUGGAGCUCACACCAUUGAGAGCAUACAGCAGCAGUGUAUGGAAUGGUUCCAGCAAGCAUCCAAGAAAGAAGCCUCUAAACACAAAGGGCGAGUUUGUCGUAUUCUAGUCUUCAAUGCAACCCGAGAUCGCAACUCCACAGCAUUGUUGUCAAUAUUAAAGCCUUUGAAUUUUGAUGCUGCAGUGUUUUGUCCAAACUUGGCCUUCACAGGAAACGUGGGCAACGCACCAGACCAAAUAAACAGAACCGUCACCAAAGAAAAACAGCUCAACUACUCGCUGGUCAAUAAGGAAAUCUGGGACCACAUCAACGCUCACAGUAAAGACGUACCACCGGCAUCUAGCCACAACUCCACAAGCGAUAACCCUGAGCUCAUCGACUCUGCACUGCACAAUGGGGCGUUGAAUUCCGACCAGAUUGAUCUCAACAGUAACAACUGCAAUUCCAAAGACCUCCCCUCGGAGGGCAGUGCCGAGUCCCAUGCCUUCCCUUGUAUCCUCCAGGCGUUGUUUUGGGCGGGGCAGGGGCGCGACACCACGGUCAAGCUGCCUGCUGAUGUAGACAUUCCUCCAGUAUCAGACAAGCUGCAAGGCAGCGCUCACAUACAGAUAUUAGUCACGGGGAGCAUGCACUUGGUGGGGGGUGCACUGGGGCUGCUCAACCCAGAGCUGUGGUAAUGAAGAUUUUCACUAGCCAACAACAAAUUUCCUCUCUGGAUCUUUUGGAAAAAAAUUAGAAUGAAUAUUUUAUAUUUUUAAUGACUUUUAUUGCUUUGAAAUGGUUGAAAAUUUCAUUGUUGAAAUUGUGUUGAUGUUUCAUAAAUUAAUUGAAUAUAAAAGAAUAGCAGUGAUUUUCAAGACUGAGAGAAGAGUAACCUGUGGCUCUGUCUUUCUUAAUAUUCAUUUAUAUAUGGCUAAAAAAAAUGAUAGCCUUGGUUCUCAGGCACCGCCCGCAUCAUCAUUAAGUUCGUCGCACGUUUUGUUUAUAUUUCAAUUAUUAAAAAUAUAUGUAUAAAAAAUCCGUAAAUAUUCCAAGUCCAACUUGUAUUCCAGUACCGGUAUCAAGGAAUACAUUUAUGUAGGGAGGCCCUUUUUGGUUACAUACAAGUUUGUACAACCCAUUCCCCCCCCCC